Messenger RNA from Ceraceosorus bombacis, 2334 nucleotides. The record is from the annotation of a GenBank genome assembly. Lineage: Eukaryota; Fungi; Basidiomycota; Exobasidiomycetes; Ceraceosorales; Ceraceosoraceae.
AUGUCCACGCAAGCAGCGCAAGACAGAUCCUACGCUUCCUCCAUACGCGCACUCAACACUUUGCAAUCCAAUGCGGCAGUCAUCGAAGCUAUUCGAAAGAGCGGCGGCAAGAUGAACGAGUUGGCUAUACCGGAGAUGCAAGAGUAUUGGAAGAGGUUGGGGUACGAGGUGAGUGGGCGGGGGGGCAGGGGGCAGGAGGAAGGGAUGAGAUGAUUGGACAGAGGCUCAGAUCGCUCGCAUCAGUCGGUGUCAUUGUCCGGCUGAGAGAGGACAUUGGCGAGCGGCUGUUGAUGCGCUUGAUUGACAUUGGCCUUCUGGGACACGGAGCGUGUGCGAUCAAGCGCGAAUAGGCGGGUGGAAGAGGUGGAUGGAAGAGCGCAGCUCGCUCAACCCGCUCAUCUCUAUUCCACCGCUCUUCUCUCUCAGCUGGAAGAUCUGAACAAGCUCAACGUGAUCCACAUCACUGGCACAAAAGGCAAAGGAUCCACCGCAGCGUUCUGUUCCAGCUUGCUUGCCCACGCGCCGCUGUCGAGCAAAGCCACCGCUCGCCCCCGCGUCGGCUUGUACACCUCCCCGCACCUGGUCUACGUGAGGGAGCGCAUACGCAUAGACGGUAUUCCCAUUCAAGAGGAACUCUUUGCCAAGUACUUUUGGCAAGUGUGGGACAAGCUGGGGCAGAAUGAUCAGGUGAGCUGCGCGACAUCCCAACUCGCAGCAGAGAGCAUGCUCUGCAAGCAAAAUUCACGCCCCCCUCAUCCGGCCCCCUUCACGUACAUGCGCCUCCCAGAGAGCCCAUCCUGCCACACCGCUGCGUCCGGUCUACUUUCGAUACCUCACUCUGCUCGCCAUGCACAUCUUUCUGCAAGAAGGCGUAGGCGCCACGAUCCUCGAGGUGGGUAUAGGUGGCACGUACGACAGCACAAACAUCGUGCCUCGACCCAUCGCAUGCGGUAUUUCCAGCUUGGGUUUGGAUCAUACAGCUCUGCUGGGUAAUACUUUGCCAGAGAUUGCUAGGCACAAGGCGGGAAUCUUCAAGAAGGACGUGAGGGCCGUGUCGGUCUGGCAGCCCGAGGAUGCUGCAAAGGUGGUAGAGGAGACGGCUGCAGAGGUGCAGGUGAGGCGGAGGCGAGCGUGGCGCCGUGAACCACCCGCAUUGGCUUUCACAGACUGACACGCAUGCAUGAUUGGCCGCCGGGAACGCGCGCAGGCCAGGUCAUUUGUAGCGCUGCCUCGAAAUGCGCCCCAGCAAGUCCGCUCCAUCGCCUUGGGUCUGCCAGGUCUGCAUCAGAGCACCAAUGCCCAGCUCGCGCUGGCGCUCGUGCGCCUCUUCAUCCAAGCGAGUGCACAGGAUGCGAUGCUGCAAGAGAGGGGUUGGACAUUUUCAUUUGCGCCUGAUCAACUGGACCGACUGGAUGCUCCGCCCAAGGAGUGGGAAGUUGCGGGAGUGGAACGAGCUGCGUGGCCUGGACGGUGUCAAGUCGUCCCUCCGGCGCCUUUGAGCUCGAUUUGUGAUGAUCCUGCAUCGCAAGCCUGCUCCAUGCCCACCUUUUUUCUGGAUGGAGCGCACACCACAGACAGUCUGAAGCUAGCCACGCGAUGGUUCGUCCAAGCCUCUCGCUUCACGAACGAAGCGGCGGCGCAUCACCGAGACCGAGCCGAGGUGCAGGUGCGAGGAGAGAAAGAUGGGGCAGAAGAAGCAAAGAGAUGCUUGGUAUUCAAUUGCACGCAUGGACGCAACGCCAAGGAGCUGCUUGGGGCGCUGUGCGACGCGGUGCGGGAAGAGGAUGAAAAAGUCAGCUUUGACAAGGUCAUCUUUUGCACCAACACUACCUUCAAGGAGGGCAAGAGCAGCGGAGGUGAGUUUGUGACGUACACUCUGGUACGCCCGAAAGCCGCCUCAUGCGCCACAUUUCGGAUCUGGCCCUGGCCCGCACGACAGAUCUUACGGCUGGAGGACUGGACGCGAGAGAGGUGGAGGCGCUGACGGUGCAGAAUGAGCUCAGACGAGCCUGGUUGGACCUUCGAAAAGAUUUCGCGACACGAGCGCGAGCGGCGGCGGGGACGGCGGGUGCCGAAGAUGGAGAAGAUCAAGAAGAAGAAGAAGAAGAGGUGUUGGUCUUGCCGAGCAUAGAAGAUGCGCUGAAUGCUUGUGUUGCUGCGGCUGCUGCUGCUGCUGCACCUGCGCCUGCAACUGCGACGAAGGGGCAAGAGAGGGGAGGAAGCGUAUUUGUUACGGGAAGCUUGCUGCUUGUGGGUGGCGUCAUGGCUCAUCUGCAAAAAUGGGGAGCGCUGGAUGAGGCGCUGGUCAGUGUUGCGGGCAGGGAGAGAAGAUGA